AUGGCGAACGCGCGACUCAAGCAGGCGCGGCGCCGCGCGUCCUCUCGCACCCCUAACGCCGCGCAACCUGUAGUCCAUCCUCCUGCACAGACGCCGGCAGCUUCCUCCCUCGCUCAGGGCGCUUCAACGCGGCAAGAUGAGCAAAUUGCCGACGCCCAGAGCGAGCAGGUGGCACUUCAAUCCGCUCUCUUGGAGCGAAAAUCCGUUCUCGAGGGUGAAAUACAGGAUCUUACGCUAGGCAAGACCAUGCACAAGGAGCCUGAACCGGGCUGUGAUCCGUCGGGCCGACAUGUAGCUCGGUAUCAUCGAGAUUAUCUCCUCCAAGAGAUGGAGUGGAUGGCUGCGGACUUCUCCCAGGAGCGAAAAUGGCGGCUACGGAACGCCAAGAUGCUCAGUCAGGCGCUAGUGUCUCAUCUAGACAGACAGGAGCAGCGACUCGCGCGACAGAAGAAAAGCGAGGAGAUCGCGAGACGGAGAACUGCCGCCAGAGUGGGCAGAGACGUCAAGAAGUUCUGGACCAAGAUCGACAAGAUCAUCGCCUUCAAGGUGAAGCUCCAGGCCGACGAACUGAGACAGAAACACAUGCAGAAACAUCUGGUGCAGCUUGUCGAGCAGACGGAGAAGUACGCGACGGCGUUGGCUGCGAGUUUCCAGGAGGCUGAGGAGGCAGAUGACGAGGAGAAAGCGAUGGAGAGUGAGGACAGUGACGCAGAUUUUGAGAUGGUGGACGAGGAAGAAGACGACGAGAUGACGAUCGAAGCUGAGGAGAGCAGAAGUGGACCCCUUUCGAAACGACAAUCAGCGGUAGAAGUGGCGACGUUGCAGGAGGAAGCAGAGAUGUCGAUUGAGGAGCUUAGAGCGCGGUAUGCUGCUGUGGAGGAGAUGGACGAGGCUGGAGACAGUAGCGAAGAUGGAGAGUUUGAGCUGACGGAAGAGGAGGACGACGACGAGACGACGAUUGCUGCUGAAGAACAAAGGAAUGGGCCGGUGUCGAGGAGACAGGCAGCGGCGGAGAUGGCUGAGCUGCAGGAGGAGAAUGAAUUGUCGAUAGAGGAGCUGCGUGCACGAUACGCUGAGGCGUUACAGGCUGAUGGUGAGACAGUAGCAGAGCAAGACGAAAUUAUGGAGGUGGAGAAUACUGACGACGUUGGAGAUAGGGAUUUCGUGCCUACAAGACGCGACGAAGAGGAGCAGGCUGAUGACGAGACGACUAUGGAAGAGGAGGAGCGAUUGGAGGGCGGUGUCUCGCCGUCGCAGAAGGCAGAAGAGUUGAGGCUGCUUGAAGAGGAGGGCGAGAUGUCAAUUGAGCAGCUUCGAGCUCGAUAUGCAGCCGCGUCGGACGAAGAGGCAGGCAGCAGCCAGGAUAACGAGUCAGAUGACGCAGUAGAUAAACAGCAGGAGCAUCCUGCAACUGACGAGACGAUGGCAGAGGAGGCUGAAACACAAACUUGUGAUACAACCUCAACGCUAGCAAGGAAGAACGGCUACAAGCGACCUUAUCUGCUGACAUCACGCCUGGAUCUGCGCGAGUACCAAGAAGCUGGCGUCAACUGGCUCGUCAGCAUGUGCGAGCGACGCAUCAAUGGCAUUCUGGCAGACGAAAUGGGUCUCGGCAAGACCAUCCAGACAAUCUCUCUGCUGGCUCAUCUCGCCUGUGCUCAAGGACUCUGGGGGCCUCACCUUAUUGUGGUCCCGACCAGUUGUCUAGUGAACUGGGAGAUGGAGUUCAAGCGAUGGUGUCCGGCUUUCAAAGUUCUGACGUAUUUCGGCUCUGCCAAGCGUCGGAAGGAGCUGCGACAAGGUUGGUCGAAGCAGAACGCGUUCCAAGUAUGCAUCACAAGCUACCAGCUGGUCGUGCAAGACGCGCAUUGCUUCAAGCGCAAGAAGUGGUAUUAUCUGAUCCUAGACGAAGCGCACAACAUCAAGAACUGGAAGAGUCUGCGGUGGCAAACGCUGCUGACGUUUAGCUCGCAACGUCGUCUCUUGCUCACUGGAACACCGCUGCAGAACAACUUGUUGGAGCUCUGGGCGCUCAUGCAUUUCCUCAUGCCGCACGUGUUCGCGUCUCGGAAGGAGUUCAGCUACUGGUUCCAGAAUCCACUGGCGCUUAUGGUGGAGAACGGGAGUGAUCCGACUCAGUCUGGGGACAAUGGCGUCGAAGGUGGCAAGGACUUGGUCACGCAGUUACACGGCAUCAUUCGUCCAUUUGUGCUACGAAGACUGAAGAAGGAUGUGGCGAAGCAGUUACCAGGCAAGUUUGAGCACGUGAUCAAUUGUCAGCUGUCCAAGCGACAGCGAUUCCUGUACGAGGAUUUCAUCUCGCGUAGCAGCACCCGACGCGCCAUGUUUGGUCGUGGCAAAGGACGUGGCGCGAAUUUUAUGAGCAUGAUGAACGUCCUGAUGCAGCUGCGGAAGGUGUGCAACCAUCCGGAUUUGUUCGAGCCACGGCCGAUCGCGUCUCCGUUGGAUAUGGCCAGUCUCCUCGUGCAUGCGCCUUCACGUUGCGGGUUUUUGGUGGACGAGAUCGUUAACGAACGUCCACGUGUAGCGCUGUGGACAGAGGUGAAUCUACCAGGGUUGGAGUUGCAGUGCAGGGACAAGCUGAGCUCGACACGACGGAGAGAACUUUUCUUCUAUGACGUGAGUGCUCCUCUUCCUGAGGAUUCUGUGGCUAUAGUGCCGUCUGCGUAUGGAGACAAGAGAGAUGUCGUACGAAGGAUCAUGAAACUUGCAGCGAAGCGACGAGAGUAUUGGGAGCAGAAGCGUGAAAGUGUUGCGCAGCUGCAAAAGAUCCACGUGGGGCUGUAUCUGGACGAGCCUGUGUUUGGAGAUGCGCUGAUCCGCGCUUGCACGAUGCCCACCUUCAUCUCAGCUGCCAUGGAGGUGCACAUGCAUCGCGCGCGACCGUUUCUUGACGCCCGUGAGCCGACACAAGCUCUGCAAGGUAUGGUGCGAGACCCCGAGGAGAGACUGGAGUCUCUGCAGUCGUUGGUCAACAAGUCUGUGUGCUACGUCCCCAAGGCCCGUGCGAGACCUGCUCGUGUGAUCUAUGGAGGCGGCGGCUUCGCGUAUGACGACAACUUCGUGUUGUCACGCAGAGCACAGCUCGAAGAGAUGGAAGAGGAGCACGCGCAUCCAGUUGCCAGUCGUGUCUUGACCCCGUACUACAACUCGUUCAAGCGCACGCAAUUGUUUUUCCCGGACAAGGCACUGGUGCAGUUCGACUGCGGCAAACUCCAGCAACUUGCGGUGCUUCUACGGACGCUAAAGCGCGGCGGCCAUCGCUGUCUCAUCUUCACGCAGAUGAGCUCGAUGCUGAAUAUUCUCGAAGCGUUUUUGAACCUGCACGGCCACACGUAUUUCCGUCUGGACGGAGCGACCAAAGUGGACAAGCGACAGAUGCUGAUGGAGCGUUUCAAUCGCGACGAGAAGAUCUUCUGCUUCAUUUUGAGUACGAGAAGCGGCGGCUUGGGCAUCAAUCUGACGGGUGCUGAUGCUGUGAUCUUCUACGACUCGGACUGGAACCCUGCGAUGGAUGCGCAGGCUCAGGACCGUGCGCAUCGUAUCGGACAGACGCGAGACGUUCACAUCUAUCGCCUGGUGAGUGAACACACAGUGGAGGAGAAUAUUCUCCGCAAGGCGCAACAGAAGCGUCAUCUGGACUUCUUGGUGAUGUCUGAGGGUCAGUUUACGACGGAUUUCUUCUCGAAAGCGAGCCUUCGUGAGCUUAUGAUGAGCACGGGCGAGGAACCGGAUGACGUGGAGUCGGAAUCGGAGGAUGAAGACGCUGAGGAAGAUCUGGACGACGACAAGGAAGUGUCGUUUGAUACGGUGGAGAGUGCCAUGGCUCAGCUGGAAGACGAAGAAGACGUCGUGGCAAUGAAAGGCGCACGAGCCGAGUAUUUACAGGAACUGAACGAGUUCGACGACGAUGCAGCGAGAGUAGCCUCUGCUGGGGAUGCCAUGUCUUCGAAGCCGUCGACGCCGUCGUCAGUGGUGUCAGGCAGCACUGCAGCAAGUGAGAGAGGCGACGAGGAAGACGAUGAGUUUGGGAACGAAGAAGACACAGCGGACGAGACGGGGAGAAGAGCAAGUAGACGCGACUUAGCGACGCCGGAUGGGUCGGAACACGAGAGUAUGGAUGACGACGAGGACCACAAGAAGACGCCGCAGUCGAGUCGAAAACGACCGCGUCGCAGCUCAACUGACCGAAGAAAAACGCCCAAGCGUGUUAAACUAUCGGAGUCGCAUGAUCAGCACGGAAAUAAUGGCGAGAAGGCUCGCGAGAAAGCGCGAGAUGCUGCGGAGGAACAAAAACUGCAAGCUUGGAAGGCGUCGGUGCAAUCUCUACAAGGAUUUGAGGACUCAUUGAACCCAGUGGACCGCUAUGCGCUUCAUUUCCGUGAAGAUGUGGAUCCUCUGUACGCGUACUCACCCGCGCAACAAGCAGCAGCUCUAGCAGGCGUAGACGUCAACCCGACUGCGCCUACGCUGCUGGAAGACAUCGAGCAGACGGAAGCGGAGAAGCGAGAGGAAGAAGUGCGACUGAUUGCAGAAGGUGAGCUCGUUGUUGGGCAGAUGGAUGACAACGAAGAGGCGAGUGCUGAGCAGACUGCAGAGCGGUAUACUGAGCUGUAUCGACGCGAGCGAGCACAUGUUCUCUUUGAGAGUCGAAAGCGUCUUCUUACAGGUGCAGCGUGGUCGCUCAUGAAGUGCGUGAUCAGUGGCCAGCCCUUCUACUUCAACGCGGAUACACGUGAGGCAACGUGGGAGUGUCCUCCCGUGUGGAUCCGUAACGAGCAGCUCAAGAGCGCGCACAAGAGAGGAUACGAAGGCCUACCACCGCCAGCAUUACAUCGUGUCAUGUCGAUGUUGACUCCGUAUCCGGAACGCUAUCGUGCGCAGAUGGUCUGUCGGAGCUGGCACACGGCCGCGCAGCAUCAGUCGCUGUACUUCAAGGUGUCCGCAAGCGACUUCGAGUCAGGCUCACCGACGUCAUUAGCCAAGGUCCUGGCGAACGUGGCCACAGGUGACACGGUUCUGUUUGGCGCAGGAGUGUAUCAGCUGGACGAAACGCUGGAGAUCAACAAAAGAUUGAGACUACUGGCAGCUCCGGACGCGCGCGUGGAGCUGCAGAUGCAUUCGUGUCGUGCUCAACUGCGCUGGAGUGCUCGUGGAGGAGUUAUAUGUGGCUUCCACUUGACACGAACGAGUAGCAUUCCUGAUGCAGCUGCGCGAGAGAUUAAGCCGAGUAGUGAUGCGAAGGAAGGGAUGUCUGCGGUCAAGGAAAGCAGACGAGUCUUGCGCAAACGGAACAAGAAGCUGGCGAACUGGCAGCAUCUGCUCAGUGUGGUGGGAGACGGACAACUGCGUGUCCAGUACUGCGAGUUUGACGGUAAUGGGCUGGGGAAUGCGUGUGUCUGUGUCUGGGGACGUGGAGAGAAGAAGAAGAAGGGAAAGAAGAGACGUCGUGCAGGUAGCAGCGCAAGCUCGGCUCAGACAUCGAAGCCUGGAACGCCAGUCGUUGGACCUUCGCCGGCGUCGACCCCCGCUGCCACACCGCGAGCUGUUACAGCAGUCACGCCAACUAUACCGGUCAAGCCAUCUGCCUCAGCAGCAACUCCUGUGACUACACCGUCGGUGGCUGCUGCUGUGAAUACGAGCCAAUGUGCUGUGCCUUCGACAUCGCAAUCUGUGGUUACCAGUGCGUCUACUACCUCUGCAGCACAAGUUGCCAAGCCAGUGUCUGUCCCUCCCGUGUCUACACUGGCGAGUGCUACGACGCCAGCUCCAGUGAGUACCAUAACGAGGAUAGUGGCACCAACAGCUCCCAGGCCUGUGAAUAUUGCGCCGAAGGCUAUGACGCCGAUGUCUACAGGAGGUACUGUGACGCCGCGUGUGACCACACCAGGAGCUACUACACCGCGGCCUGCUACGACCACUAUCCCCGCAGCUGACACGUUGCUGGUGCUUCAGAAUUGCCGUAUUCGUGGAGCUGGUAGCUCCGGUGUGCUGCUUGUGCGUGGGUCUCUGGUUAUGACGCUGACUACGGUGGAGGGCAACGCGCACUCGGGUGUGACUGUGCUGGGUGGACAGGCGCUGAUACGGCGCAAUAAGAUCCAGCGGAAUGCUCGCUUCGGCUUGCGUCUGCUCUACCACGCUGGCAAUGUGAUCGUAGAAGACAACGUGGUGUUUGGGAACGCGUGUGGCAACUUGGACGUGGACAAUUCGGGCAGACGCUUCGUGGUGCGCCUGAACGACAUGGACAAGGGGAAGAAAACGUAUGACAAGCUGCCGCAUUCUCACGGCAAGUUGCGACUGAAAACGUAUCAUGUUCUGGAGAAAGAAGUGCCGCGUCCUGUGCCUAAGCCUGCUCCUACGCUUACAAGUGCUACGAGUGAGUACUGGAAGAGGCAACUCACGGGCACUGGAGCCACGACGACGACCGCCACGCCAGUGAGACCUGUCAUCUCUGCGAAUAACAUGAUGGCAGCGAGGCUUCCGAUGGGCUUUAUGCGGCCCGUGAUGUUCCCACAGGCGCCGAACGCGCUGCAUGUUUCACAUCUGCCGCUGGCGUUUGCGUCUCUGGGGGCGAAGCCUACCAUCCCGUCGGUGACGUUGAACCGAUCUACUACAAGUGCCCAGCUACCCACGACAGCAGCGAAUCUGCAACGGACACUGAGUGCCCCUGGAGCUGCAAGUAGACCCGUCAUUAUCCCUGGAACUUCGAGUGUCAGUAGUACGACUGCAACGACUGUAGCUACGCCGAGUGGAAUGUCUGUGCUAAAGUAUCAACGCAAGCGUCGACCCAAGACGCAGCAGGUUGUUGUCGGUGGUCGGGAGAUUGUGCUGCGUGACACGUGCGAGAAGCCUGUGGAGAAGAUAGUGAAGCCGCGACGUCCUAAGGAUCCGCAGACACCAGUGCCGACGUCUGCCACGAUGCAACACAUGACGUCACCGUCUGCUCUGCAGCUGAAAUUUGCACCGGGCUCAACGGCAGCAGCAGUAGCGGCAGCGAUGAAUGCGAUGAUGUCGAACUCUGUAAAGCUCCAGGCUGCUGCUGCGACGUCCAAGACGCAGGUUCAGACAGUAGCUGCUACUACUCCUGCCAUACCAGCAGUACCUACGACUACGAUGAGUACAGUGACGCCAAGGCCUGUAGUUACUACGACGCCGUCACUGCAGACUGUAAACACUCCGUCUGCGGCCACACAGACAAAAUCACCUGUAGCCCCAGCCGCUCCCACUGCUUCCACUCCGACGGCAGCGCCGAUUACUUGUACGAAGACUGGUACACCCCAGUCAACUGUAGGCUCAUUAAUGACGGCGAAGGCUGGAAAUCUUUCGACCACGGCUUCGAAGCUAGCAGUGUCUGGGCCAUCGACUGAUUCUGUAAAUGAUUCGACGAAGCCAGGAGAAAAGCGGACGUUGGAAAGUGCUGGGAUAGCAACAAAGGAGGAGAGUUCUGUAGGCCUCGACGGUCAGCCAGACAAGAAGGUUAGCAAGAUAUAA
Messenger RNA from Phytophthora infestans T30-4, 7512 nucleotides. Its product is annotated as SNF2 family helicase/ATPase and F-box protein, putative. Gene Ontology annotation, cellular component: Swr1 complex. The record is from RefSeq and is a predicted model, not a curated record. Gene Ontology annotation, molecular function: ATP binding; ATP-dependent chromatin remodeler activity; histone binding. Lineage: Eukaryota; Oomycota; Peronosporomycetes; Peronosporales; Peronosporaceae. The transcript has a single exon. The coding region runs from base 1 to 7512 and encodes 2503 amino acids.